Molecule: messenger RNA, 1748 nt
Organism: Coccidioides immitis RS
Lineage: Eukaryota; Fungi; Ascomycota; Eurotiomycetes; Onygenales; Onygenaceae
Product: NmrA-like family protein
Exons: 3
Coding region: 532-1506 (324 amino acids)
Source: RefSeq, a predicted model, not a curated record
GAUGGCCUGCGGGAUCGUGUCGAACCCGACGGCUGUCCGCACGGGGCAAUUCCACGGUUCUAUCCCGAGUACAGUCCAUCAUCAAGGAAGGCUAAACAUCAGAGGCGUUCAGUCUUGUCAUCCCUCCGCGAAAACUCAGCUGUUUCACGGCCUUGUAGGGUAAUUGCGGCAAGCCGGAGAGAAAAUCGUCGAUCAACCAAUGGCUGAAUAAGUUACUUAGCUGAAAGUUCAUCCGACUUUUGUCAGCUUGCCCGGACACUUUUUGUACUCGGCGACGGCAACGCGUCAACAAUCAUACAGCGGAGGGAGAUGAUGAUUAAUUCCACUUGGGAAUAUGCAAAUCGGGAUGAGGCAAGGGGAAACCGUCUUCAAUACCAGAUGGCUAUAAAAGGCCCCUUUUUGCAUUCCUCGACUCUUGAAGAUUUAUCAUAUUCCAGUUCAGUCCUUAAGAAGGGAGUACAAACCGCUUAUUGUUCAAGCAGUAUGGAGUACUCUAUCUGAUUCCACUUUCCUAUCUGCAACAAAAAACCAAUGUCUGCAAUCAAAUUCCUCAUCACCGGUGCAACGUCCGGCCUGGGCGGUUCCGUGCUUGCUACCCUCUACAAGCACAUUUCUCCCAGCGACAGGUCCUGCAUCGCAGCCGCGUCCUCCCGUCAAGAAGCGUCCGGGAAGCUGCAGAGUGAUUAUCCCGGCAUCCAGUUCCGAACACUGGAUUUUGACGACAAGACGCAGAUGGUGCAAGCCCUGAACGGGGUGGAAAGGUUCUUCUUCGUGUCCAGCCCCGAGCCGGAUAGCCCAAAGAGAGAGAAGCAGCAUGCAAACGUGGUGGAAGCUGCGAAAGAAGCUCGGGUGAACUAUGUGUAUUAUGCCAGUUUGGCCUUUGGCGGGUACGAAUCGAACAGCAAGGUUGGGCUGCAACAGGCCCAUUUGUUGACGGAACGAUUGCUCCAAGAAUCCGGACUGCUCUAUACGUCAGUCCGUAUGGGCGUCUACACGGAUGCCUUCCCCUUCUUUAUCUCGUGGUACCCGGGCACCACGACGAUCUACCAGGCAGCCGACGGGCCAGUGGCACUGACGUCGAGAGAGGAACUUGGCGAGGCCACGGCACAUUUGAUGAUGCGCGACCCUGCAACCCUGUCUUUCAAGAACAACAUCGCUCUCCUCACGGCAUCACGCACGUACACGUUCACCGACGUGGUGCAGGCCGUGGCCCAGGCCUGCGACCAAGGGAUCAACAUCGAAAAGGUAUCCAGAGAAGAGUUUCCGCGCAUCCUCGCCGCAGAAGACGCGAAGGACGGCAGAGGUGGAAAGCCCAAGGAGUUCUUCGAUUCCUGGCUGAUUUUCAUGGAUGCGAUCGCGGCGGGGGAAGCGAAGACGGUGGAUCCGCUGAUGGGCGAAUUGCUUGGGCGAGAACCAAAGGAUGCCAUGCAGCAUGUACCGCAGCUUAUCAAGGAUGGGUUGGACCAGGGAGGGUACACGUGGCAUCAGAAUUACGCGAAGCGUUGAGUGAUCCGAUUUAUAUAUAUAUUUUCUACUCCGUAGCUGAGACCCUUCUUUGUGUUUUUGCCGUCUUCUCGGGCGUGAAUAGCGUUCUAUCGAAGAAUUUUCGGCUUUCGUAGUCUAGCUGCUCAGGCUAGUUAGUGAGUCCUGUAAUCCCAUCGAAGGCUCCUCCAUCAUGCCCUAUAAAAUCUACGCAUCUUGUCUUUUGAGAUUCGUAUCGUGAAAAAUACAAGGAUGUUCAGGAUCCA